CGGCUCCCCAGGACGCAAACCAUGGCGUUUCGAAUAACCCCAUUAUGGGGUCGGAUUCUUUCCUCACGGGGGCCAUCAUCAUUUCCUCGUCGACUUCCCACUGAGCGCCCUCAGAUAUUCACCCGCAAGUUUUCGUGUCGGCCUCCACUGCAGCAACUAAUCACGCCAGCUUCAGAGAGGGCCUCCUGGACCACACAGAAUACAACUACGAUGUUAUACACAAUCAGUGUAAUUAUCGGAACUCUCGCCCUAGCUUACGGUUCCGUGCCGAUGUACAAAAUGAUUUGUCAACAAACUGGCUGGAACGGCCAACCGGUCUCGUCUCAUCUCGUUAACGGAGAAGAUACUUCGUCCCGUCUCACUCCGAUAACCGAUUCCCGCCGACUACGCAUUACCUUCAAUGCCUCUGUCUCAGACGUCCUCCCUUGGAAAUUUACUCCCCAGCAGCGUGAGGUUCGGGUUCUUCCAGGAGAGACUGCAUUGGCGUUUUACACCGCAACGAACAAGAGUGAUAAUGAUAUAAUUGGCGUUGCAACCUACAGCGUCACACCAGCUCAGGUUUCUCCAUAUUUCAGCAAAAUCCAGUGUUUUUGCUUUGAGGAGCAGAGGUUGAAUGCCGGGGAAACUGUGGAUAUGCCGGUGUUUUUCUUUAUCGACCCAGAUUUUGUUAAAGAUCCGGCCAUGAGGAAAAUUGACACGAUAACCUUGUCGUACACCUUUUUCAAGGCUCGUUAUGACGAUGAUGGGGUUCUGAAACCGAUUCCUACCUAGGAACUCGGAUAUUUCCCAUGACAUCCGUUAAAACUGGUGUACUGGCAUUCCUUGCACAUUGUACUCGACUCACGGCGACGAAUCCACCCAAUUAUCACAACGCAACAUUUCAACGAAUAAAAUACCACUCCACGCACUCCUAUCCCAUUCUUCUUGGCUCUGGCGUUCAGUGGACCGGACUCCCCUCAGUUUUGGCACAGUAUCAGGCGAAUAAAAUUCAUGGAACUUUGGCAUUUUCGACGGAACAUUAGAGGGCGUAUAUCUACGAUAUGUACUAUAGAAUUUUGUUAACUUUUGUAUAUAAACA
Molecule: messenger RNA, 1078 nt
Organism: Coccidioides posadasii C735 delta SOWgp
Lineage: Eukaryota; Fungi; Ascomycota; Eurotiomycetes; Onygenales; Onygenaceae
Gene: COX11
Product: Cytochrome c oxidase assembly protein cox11, mitochondrial
Cellular component (GO): mitochondrial inner membrane
Molecular function (GO): copper ion binding
Source: RefSeq, a predicted model, not a curated record